This is a messenger RNA of Mauremys reevesii (Reeves's turtle), 4000 nucleotides long. It is a transcript of the gene SLC25A24, whose product is annotated as solute carrier family 25 member 24. The transcript is spliced from 10 exons. NCBI's taxonomy places the organism in Eukaryota, Metazoa, Chordata, Testudines, Geoemydidae. The coding region runs from base 10 to 1809 and encodes 599 amino acids. Gene Ontology annotation, biological process: transmembrane transport. The record is from RefSeq and is a predicted model, not a curated record. Gene Ontology annotation, molecular function: ATP transmembrane transporter activity; calcium ion binding. Gene Ontology annotation, cellular component: mitochondrial inner membrane.
CCCAGGGACAUGACAGCCUGGUCCAGCGCAGCUUUCCGGUAUCGACCCUUCUUCUCCGGCUGUUCCGUGUGUAACUCACCCCGGCCGCUCCCUGCUCCGCCAUGGGCGGCGCCCGAGGCGAGAGGGGCUGACACGGCACAGGCUGGUCCCAUCCCCCACCCACACCCGUCACCGCGGCGGCUUCCCCGGCCCAGCCCAGCAGCCGGCUCCGCCGCUCAGGGAGGGGAGCAACGCCCCGCCCAGCCCGUGGCGAGGCAGGCCCCGGGAGCCGCACUUCUCCUUCCCCUUCCCGCUGCGCUCACUGGCCGCUCCUGCCAGGCUUGCCCAGGCUCUGGUCUCUCCGGCCCGCUUCCCGCCGCUCCGCCCGUCCCCGGCGGCACCAUGUUUCGGUUCCUGCGGGGCUUGGUGCUCCCCGAGGCUGCCUGCGAAGAAGCCAACAGCAGCUCCAGGUACGAGAACCUCUUCAAGAAGCUGGACCUCAAUGAAGACGGGAGAGUGGACAUCGCCGAGCUCCAUGCGGGCCUUAAAGCCCUGGGCAUCCCCCUGGGCAAAGAUGCAGAAGAGAAAAUUUUUAAAACUGGAGAUUCUAACGAGGAUGGGCAGCUGGACUUUGAAGAAUUUAUGCAGUACCUUAAAGACCAUGAGAAAAAAAUGAAACUGGCGUUUAAGAGUCUGGACAAAAACAAUGAUGGAAAAAUUGAAGCGUCAGAGAUUGUCCAGUCUCUCAAGAUAUUGAGUAUAAAUAUUUCAGAACAACAGGCAGAAAAGAUUCUAAAAAGCAUUGAUGCUGAUGGGACAAUGACAGUGGACUGGAAUGAAUGGCGGGAUCACUUUUUAUUUAACCCAGCUACAGACAUAGAGGAAAUAAUCCGUUAUUGGAAACAUUCUACUGUGUUGGAUAUAGGCGAUAGCUUGACUAUCCCAGACGAAUUCACAGAGGAAGAGAAAAAGUCUGGGCAAUGGUGGAGACAGCUGUUAUCAGGAGGAGUGGCUGGUGCCGUCUCUCGAACAGGUACAGCACCAUUAGAUCGCCUUAAAGUCAUGAUGCAGGUUCAUGGUUCAAAGUCAAAUAAAAUGAAUAUAUCAAGUGGCCUUAAGCAGAUGGUGAAAGAAGGAGGCGUCCGUUCCCUUUGGAGGGGAAAUGGUGUGAAUGUUAUUAAAAUUGCACCUGAAACAGCUAUUAAGUUCUGGGCAUAUGAACAGUAUAAGAAGAUAUUUGCUAAUGAAGAUGGAAAGAUAGGGACUGUUGAAAGAUUUGUAUCUGGUUCUUUGGCUGGGGCAACAGCACAAACCUCUAUUUAUCCCAUGGAGGUCUUAAAGACCAGACUGGCUGUGGGUAAAACAGGCCAAUACUCUGGGAUGUUUGACUGUGCUAAGAAGAUUUUUAAAAGAGAAGGGUUGAAAGCCUUUUACAAAGGUUAUGUACCCAACAUUCUGGGCAUAAUUCCUUAUGCUGGUAUAGACCUGGCUGUCUAUGAGGCUUUGAAGACUGCUUGGCUAGAUCGUUAUGCAUCAGACACUGCUAACCCUGGUGUCUUUGUGUUGCUCGGAUGUGGUACUGUCUCCAGCACCUGUGGUCAGUUAGCCAGCUACCCUCUUGCUCUCAUCAGAACUCGCAUGCAGGCUCAAGCCCUGUUGGAAGGAGCCCCACAGCUAAACAUGGUUGGACUCUUUCAAAGGAUAAUUGCUAACGAAGGAAUCCUAGGACUUUAUAGGGGCAUAGGCCCAAACUUCAUGAAAGUGCUUCCAGCUGUCAGCAUCAGCUAUGUGGUUUAUGAAAAAAUGAAGCAAAAUUUGGGAAUAGCAUGAAAAGAAGGAAAAAGCUGAUAAGCCUCUAGCCUUCUCAGGAAUAUUCAAACCAAAAGGAUUUCUCAAAUAACUGGUUUGUUCUUGUUUAUAAUUGGAGAACAGAUCACUGUGCAAAGAAGCUGUGGCUUUGUUUUUCCCCCAAGUUGGAAGGAACUGCCUUAGUUUCUAACCCCCAAUCCCAAACUGCUAUCAAUAUAGUAUGGAUUUUAAAAAUAAAAAACCAACAGCAUCUUUAAAUCAGCUACACAUUAAAAGACUAUCAGGAAACCACCUAUGGUUUAGCUCUUGGCUUUAAUUUUUUUUUGUAAUUACUGCUCUCUUAAAUAUGCAUUUGACUGGGGUGAAGCCACAUUUGGGUGAAGUGUAUACUGCAUUGGUAUUAAAACCAAUACCAAAUCAAAAUAGAUUUGUCAUACCAUCUUAUACUCAAGCAACUCACAAAUAUCCUUUUGUACUUACCAUCUGUAAAGGCAAUAUUGCUUAUUUUAUCAGUUUAUCAAAAAAGUCAUUGCCUUGGAGGCAGGUAAGAAUAGAAAACCACAUUAAACUUUGUCUCCUGUUGAUAGCUUUUCUUUCAGGAUGACAAAGUGUUUGGCUUUUAUUCCUUUAUUUUUCCUCUAAAGAAAUGAAAGUGCAAGGGGAUGUUUUUCUAUGGCAUCAGAAUACCUCAAGCUGAAUUAAAUUCUACAUUUUUAUGGUACAGUCACAAUGACCUUCAUAGCUCAUUUCACUGGGCUGCUUUCCACUUAAUUUAUAAAUGCUGGCAGCAUUAGCCAAGACUGCCUUGGUUCUUGAUGCAAGUUUUAUAGUAUCAUAAUAGUUAGCAACAGUAAAGAACUACUGGAUCACUAACCUCACUGCAAGCGCAGGUUAUACUUCCAGGAUAAAGGAAAUAGAGUAUCUAAUAUGAAAUUGAUGCUGGCUGUAUCAAUUGGAGUGCACCAAAACAAGCAAGUUAGUAAAGAUCACAGGGCUGAUUAUUGGGAGGCUUUUGAAUGAUUUUUCUCAGUGGGGUUUGGAAUGCUGUCAUCCUCCUCCUGGAGUCUGAGGACUCAUUUGUUUCCCAUUCAGAAUGGUUGCAGUUCACCAGCAUCCUUCUAGUUGAUAAUACUGGAGGGGGAGUUGCUGUUGAACCGUGUGAGGCACUCUCUCUCUCCACCUACCAAACCUGAAGGUGUGAGAGCACGGGCUUAGGGAGUCAGACUGGGACCAGAAAAUGAGACUAGGUUGCUGAAUGACUGGGUAGGACGCCACAAUCAGACCAUUAAAGUGGCCCUUGGUUUUUAUAUUAAUUAGGAAAAUUACAAACAAAGCACUCAAAGAGCCCAAGAACUCAUUUUUGAUAAGCUAUUAUUUCACAGUUUCUCCCAUAUAUAUGGGACGGAUAUUUUAAUGUACAGACACUUUGUAAAUGGCUUCCCCACUAAGCUUCCCCACUUUUACAGAUCCAGACUAACACGGCUACCCCUCUGAUACUUCCCCACUAAGGUAUAUUUCAGUUGCUUUCUGGCCUGAACACUGGCACAAAAUAACUGUUUUUGUAGUGUUAAUUUGCACUAAUUCCAUGUGGAUGGAAAGAACAGAUAGAAUUUGGCCUUUUAUGUAAGACACACACACACGGUGUAACCAUAUUUCAUUCUUGGUUUUAUAAAUCCUGAGAGUUAAUCUGGUGAUAUUAUAAAAUGGCAGCUUUUUCUGGCUUUACCUUUGUGUUAACCUGCCCUCUAGUUUAUGCACUUCUUUUAAAAGCCAGAGUCUGUCGCUCUACAGAAGGUAUUAUGGUGCUUAUGUACAAUGUCUUUAUGAUCUGAUUGUCCAUGUUCUUUUGUCUUUGCCAAUCUCUUUGUACCUACAUAUAAUUCAUGGGAUCCAGUUUUGUUUCUUAAUUAUCCUUUUGACUGUAAGUUAUAUUCUUUAUGCAACGCAAAGAUGACCUAAGCAGCGCCUGUUGUGUAGCAGAGUCAGUCCAUUUUGUUAAUAUUGUGUAAGUGCCGUUAUGAGUGUUCAGUUGUGGUGGGGACACUUUCAACUGUCGAAGAGCAUGAGACUAUUUGAGUUUUAACUUUUCACCACGUGCCUCUAAUGGGCUGUGUUCAGAUUAUGUAUUCUUAGUCUGUGUACUGAAAAAAGCUGAUGAUCACUUAUAUAGAUCUGUAAAACUACCAGUUUAUAAUAAAUGUUUGUUUCCUAA